AUGGCCGACACAGAACAACCUCCGGCGAAGAAGAAGUGCCUCGGCGUAGACUGCCCCAACGAUGCUGGCUCACUGCAGUGUCCGACAUGUCUGAAACUCGGCAUCAAGGGCAGCUUCUUCUGUUCGCAAGACUGCUUCAAGAAGAACUGGGGUGAUCACAAGUCUAUGCACAAGAGCGCCUCGGGCAAGACACAGAACGGUAUUAUUCACAACAUUAUCCCCCCAAAGGUCGUCUCUAAACCUGAUCCGACGACAGGCUUCUUCAACCCCUUCCCCUCCUACAACUACACCGGACCUCUCCGCCCCGUUUACCCGUUAUCCGAGAAGCGCACCGUUCCAAAGUCGAUACCACACCCCGACUAUGCCGAGUCUGGCAUACCGAAAGGCUCGCGGUUGGUGAACAGAAACAAGAUUGAGCUUCUCGACGCCAAGGCGCAGGAAGGCAUGCGCAAGGUCUGUAGACUGGCUAGAGAAGUGCUGGACAUCGUCGCCGGUGAGAUGAAGCCGGGUGUCACCACCGACUAUCUUGACGAGGUCUGCCAUAAGGCCUGCAUCGAGCGCAACUCUUACCCAUCACCGUUGAACUACAACUUCUUCCCUAAAUCGAUAUGUACCUCGGUCAACGAAGUCAUCUGUCACGGUAUUCCGGAUCAGCGCAUACUCAUGGACGGUGACAUACUGAAUCUGGAUGUUACCUUGUACCACGAAGGCUUCCACGGCGACCUUAACGAGACGUACUAUGUCGGUGAUCGCGCAAAGGCGGACCCUGACACGGUCCGGGUAGUAGAGACUGCGCGUGAGUGUCUGAACAAGGCCAUCGAGAUGGUCAAGCCGGGCUGCUUGAUUCGAGACUUCGGCAAUGUGAUCGAGAAGCACGCCAAGGAGCAGAACUGCAGCGUUAUCCGGACAUACUGUGGACAUGGCAUCAACAGCACCUUCCACUGCCCGCCCAACGUGCCCCAUUACGCCAAAAACAAGGCUGUUGGAGAGUGCAAGCCAGGCAUGACUUUCACCAUCGAACCCAUGAUCGCGCUGGGCAAGUACCGCGACGUGACGUGGCCCGACAAUUGGACCAGCUGUACCAUUGAUGGAAAGAAGACGGCGCAGUUUGAGCAUACUCUGCUGGUCACAGAGACUGGCGUUGAGAUUUUGACUGCCAGGAAAGCAGACUCUCCAGGUGGCGCCAUUGCGAGGCCAACACCGGUAGCAAAUGGAACCAAUUAG
Messenger RNA from Truncatella angustata, 1224 nucleotides. RefSeq names its product methionine aminopeptidase. Gene Ontology annotation, biological process: proteolysis. Bases 1 to 1224 code for a protein of 407 amino acids. The transcript has 4 exons. NCBI's taxonomy places the organism in Eukaryota, Fungi, Ascomycota, Sordariomycetes, Amphisphaeriales, Sporocadaceae. The record is from RefSeq and is a predicted model, not a curated record. Gene Ontology annotation, molecular function: metalloaminopeptidase activity.